Messenger RNA from Diorhabda sublineata, 4637 nucleotides. RefSeq names its product PR domain zinc finger protein 5-like. The transcript has 5 exons. Lineage: Eukaryota; Metazoa; Arthropoda; Insecta; Coleoptera; Chrysomelidae. The record is from RefSeq and is a predicted model, not a curated record. The coding region runs from base 165 to 1325 and encodes 386 amino acids.
GCUGUGCUUUUGACAAUUUUGACAGUUGUUUGAUAACAUGUCGCUACGAUUUUGACGUUUUCAAACAGAAAUUACUCUAAAUAAAAUAUGGAAAUCAAAGUAGUUGGUUCCUGAUUAUUUCUUUUCUUUGAUUUGAGUAAAUAUUAACAAAAACGGUUCCAAUAAUGUCUGACUCCUUGGAGGAACUUAGAGAAAGUUGUAAUAGUAGAGAUGAUAAGGUUAAACCCCAUGAAUAUCAUGGUCUAGAAAGUCAAAGUGGUGAAUUGGAUUUCAACACCAAGGCCAUUACUCACUUAGAACCACUCAUUGAAUUUGUUUAUGAUGAAUCAGAAAGUGGUCAAUAUAACGAUAAGGAAUAUACUCAGGUUUACAUUCAACAAUUUGAUGUGCCGAAUAGUAUUCAAGAUGUAUCGGGAGUUCCAACAAAUGAAGAUAAUUCAACUUUGAUACAGCCAUUAAUGCCAUUCUAUCUUACCACUUCUGACAUAACUGAAAUGGAUGAUAAUGAAGAUAAAAAUGAAAUUGAAACAAUAAUUCUUCAAGUAGACAAAGAAGAUGAAGACUCAGAAGUAAAAAGAGAUCUUAUGUCAGAAGAGGAAAGAGAUUGGAGGUUACAGUUUCUUCUUUGUUCGCCCAAAAAAGACUCUGCAUUAGAUAAAUUCACAUGUGAUGUGUGUUCUCAAAGUUAUGGUUGUUUUAAUUGUUUAAAAUCUCAUUACGAAACCAUGCAUCUGGGUUAUAAUUAUGUAUCCCAAUAUAGAUGUAAAAAUUCCAAGUUUACAACUAAGGGUCUGUGUUGUCCGGUUUGCGAACUUUUCUUUGAAAACAGAAAUGAUAUGAUAGAUCAUUAUAUUACUCAUGCAGUGGCUUGUGAUAUUUGUGGUUCUGGAUUUGACAGACAAAAACAUCUAACGGAGCACCGUAGGAAAGUGCACAAUAAAGGAGAUUUUGAUGUAUUGUACGAUUGUGAAAUAUGUAGAGUUAGCCAUCAGUAUCCAAGUGGUUUGACCAAACAUUACCAGAAAGUCCAUAAACUUAUUUUAUGUAUAGAAUGCAAAUCAAACUUCACAUCAGUGGAGGAUCUACAAGAACACGAAAAUACUCAUAGACAGAAAAUAGAUGUGUUACCAUAUGCCUGUAGUAAAUGUGACAGAGCAUUUGCUCAAAUUUCAGAAAUUGCUGUUCAUAUAAGGAUGGAUCAUACUCGUAAGAGGAAAGUAGAAAAGAAAAUUGAAAAGUGCGUUAAAUCUGUGUUUGUAAUUGGCCCAGUUAAUGAAAGUAUAAAUUUGGGGAAACGAAAAGUUAUUAGAGUGAAAAGACAUUAAUUAAUUUAAUUUUUAAUAGGAAAUUAGAAAAAUGAAAAAACUGAUCGACUAAAAUAUUUGAAUAAUUUUUUUUGUUGGGAAUGCAAAAAUGUGUUUAUGAAAUUAUGGCAUUCUUAUUGUAUCUACAAAAAAAAUAUUGUUCAUCAUUGUAGAUUCUUAUAACAAAUGGUCAGAAGUAUUGUGCUUGUUAUGAUAAAUGUUUUUGAAUUUCAGUUUGGUCUAUUCAUAAUUUAAAUGAAUCCAAGAUACCUCGUGUAUAUUGUGAGGCGAAUUUAAUAAAGCUGGUGAGGAACUACCAAUUCCAUACCAAGUAGGUUCCAUUGGAUUAAUGUAAAGGCUCUUAAUUGACUGAUUUUGUAUCUCUUAACAUAGUUAUAAAUGAAGAGGAAAUAUACUCCGAAACGUAACUAAUGCUUCUACAAUGUACCUACGAGCGUUGGGAUAACCUUUUUUAUGAUCGGUCCUUUACAGGGAAUAGUACCGGUUAUAAGGGUAAAAAAUUACCCAUAAUUAAAUAUUUUUUCAUCCCGUUUUAUUUUAUAGAGGGCGUUAAAGUUGAGACUGCGAAAGUGAUAGCCUCUCACUGCGCUGAGAUAAUCUCGAAUUUGGUAAAUAUAAAACAAAAAAAUCAAAAAGCUUCUUAAUGAGGAAGGUAUCGUAAUUGACCACCUUUGAUUAAAAAGUUGAAAAAGAAAACCACAUGGUUGUUAAAAAUAAUAUAUUAACUUUUUUCACUUUUUAUCUCAUGGCAAGUUUUUUUUUCAGUUUUUUUACGAUUUUCUGAAAUUUCGGUAAAAUAUAACAAAUUAAAUAAAACGCACAAAGAAUUGAAAAAAAAUUGUGGUUACAAAAAAAAACACGUUUUUUGAAAGUAAAAGGAUACGAAUAAUAUGAAAAAAUCAAUUUUUUGUAAAUUACAACCGGUACUAGUCCUUUAAUCUCUUCUAUAUACUGGGACACAUCAAUAAUUGCCAACUAGGCAAAAUCUAGACUCAUCCGGGAAUAUUAUAUAAAAUCAACCUCCAGUCCAAAUAAACUCUAAAAAAUUGUAUUAGUGUUCUUGGAUGUACUGGAGGUUAACAGAAAUUUACUUGGAGACAUCUUAAUCUUAUCCUCAUUGUAUCCUUGCAUAUUUCUUGUUGACAGUAAUACACAAAGUUUUAAAGAAGCAUAUAGGCAUAAUAAAGCUUUGUCUUAGCGCCAAUGUUGAAAAAAAUAGUCUUGAUUUGUAUCAGUAAUACAUCCUGACCUUUGGUGUCCUUCCCUCUCUUCAAGCAUUCCUGAUUCUCUAAAAAUCGAAUAUUGUGCCACUUGUUCUUUAGAGAAGCAUUUUCCUAUCAAUACAAUAGCCACAGCUCACUUUCUGGCAACAAAAUUGAGUCAAAAAAAACUUAAGAUGUUAUUCUUUCAUUUUUACUCGAAAGUGUACGUAAGCCGAGGAUAACUACAAAUAUUGUAUUUGUCAGUUCUGUUACAUUUUUCUAGUUUCCAAAUUAUAUAAUGUCAUAUCAUCGACUUAGAUUUUUGAUAAAAGUAGUAUUAUAUAAAAAAUUAUGGGCUGCAUGUUUUGAUAUUGUUUUAUUGGUACAAUAUUUCAAUUUGCAAUUAUGAUUUUCAUGAUGUACUAAAUAUUGUUUAGACAACAUGUUGUAUUUUCAUAGAUUUCACAUGUGGUAUCUGUAUUUUUCGUUAAUACGUUUGUUGUUUUUAUUUGGUAUUUCUUAUGUUUAAUGAAGUAAUUCGUUCUUUCAAGUACUGGAUUUAUAGAGUUUUUCAAUUAUGUAACUUUUUUUAAAUAGUAAUUCAUCCUCCACUACUAUAUUUAAUUAUUGAAACUAUCUUUGUCGAUGGGAUGUAACAUAUCUAAACAUGGCUGUUGUAAAAAAUCAUUGGUGCUGAAAAGCUAAUUUUUCAUUUAGUUAGACAUUAUAAAUUGUGAAGAGACUAUUGCAGCAGAACACAUCAUGACAAAAAGAUUUCUAUUCUGAUGAGUGUUUUGGGUCAUUUAGGAUUUGCCUCCACCAAUGGAGGACCAAGAGCAAACUGAUCACAGAAAUGAUGAAUUACAUUUUUACAGAAAUAAUAAAUUUUUGAAGUCUCUUUAUUAUUGUCAAUUUUUGCAUUUUAAUGCUUUAGAACACCCUAGAGACCAAAAAAAUAGGUUUUUUGAAGCUUUUUUUUCAGAAAUACUACAGAAUAAAUCGAGAUAACAGUAACAUAAUUUUAUUCUACAUAUCAGUGACUGUUUACAGUAAUUUUUUUGAAGGUAUUCAUUUCAAAAUGGCUGCUGUGAAGCUCCUGUAAUUUUUUAAAUCGUAAUGAGCCAAUGAACUUUUUUGAUUAUCUGUUAUAGAAGUGUGUAGGAUUUUUGCGAUAUAUUGAUUUUUGGCCAAAUGGCACACUUCUAAAAAAGUGAAAACAAAAAAAAAAUCGUCAGAUAAUUGUGAAUAACAAGUUGACUGUGCAAGAUAAAGAAAAACUAUGUACUUCGAAAGUCAAGGAAUUUUUUUCAAUAAAAAAUGCAAUAUUGAGAUAAACAUGUUUAAAGUUUUGAGUGGUAGAAAAUCAUAAAUAAUUUUACAAUACUUUUAAUCUUAAUGCCUGCACCAUACAAUUGGCAUUCCAGAUUAUCUUCAUGCAGUCAUCUUGCCUCUUUUACCCAGUCAGGGAACGAUUAUCUCCAGGCACAUUUCAUAGUUGUUCGAUUGAUUGACUCAAUUCUUUACUCAUGGUGAUUCUCAAUGGUCUUCUUCGAGAUGUAUGUGGUCUGUUGAUGUUGCAAAACAACCUUUUUUUCUUCUCUUCUCACUGUACACCACUUUAUCAUUAAUUGUAAAAACAAAUCAAUAAUAACUCAUAGAAAAAAAUGAGAGGUCACAGAAGUAUUGAGUCUAAACUCAUCAAAGACUAGUCAGGACAUAAAUAUUUUCAAUGACAUCUGCAAUAGUUCACAAAAAGGAACUUGCUGCGGACCAGAAGAUCUACUAAAAUUCAAAAACCAAGUACUCAAAGAUUUGUCCUGGCAAAAUUUUUUGACCAUAAUUUUUGUCCAUUUAAAAUGAAAACAUAAAAAUCGAUUUUUCUAAAAUUCCAGGAGGGCCUAAGGUGUUAAAUAAUAUGUGUAAUUUGUAUAUAUUAAAUAUUUGUUCUAAUUUAUGUUAGAAUAUAUGUGAAAAAUGUGAAUUAUCACCACUAUUAUGAUUUUUACAGCAUGAAGGCCAAGCUUAAAAUGUACAAAUGUUUGUUAUUAUAGUUUGAGAUGUAUGAAUUGUUUUAAAUACAAAUUUAUAUGGAAUAAAAUGUUUAUAUAAA